AUUGGGUCAUUUAUCAAGACCAUUGGUGCAAGCGCCAUAAUUGGCCUGGUGGUUUACUAUAUCGCGCAAUUCUACGCUAAACGAUAUAACUACCCACCUGGUCCCAUACCAUUACCACUUAUUGGCAAUGUACUUAUGUUUCGUAAUUACACAACUCAUUGGAAUGAGGAGAUUGUAAAACUGAGCAAGAUCUAUGGCCCUGUGUUUACCCUAUGGAUCGGUCCCUUACCAUUCGUGUUUAUAUGCGAUCUGGAUUUGGGUAGGGAGGCAUUUAAUAAAAUUGAAUUUACUGGUCGACCAGCAUCACAAUUAGACAGCACUACUAACGCUAUAGUUUGGCAAUAUUACAAGCCAUGUACUAUUCUUACAGCUGUUGUCUUUGAUGAUUACGGUCACAGUUGGGAAACUUUACGCCGCAUAUCGCACACCACUGUUCGUAAAUACGCCAAAACACAGGCAUUGUCUGAAGUGGUGGCCGAAAACGUAAGCGAAAUAAUUGACAAAAUAGUUGCCACCGAAGGCAUCGGUAAACCAUUUCGACCCAAACUUUACGUUUACAAUAUAUUUGACAUUGAGCAACCUGAAUUGAAAAAAUUUAAAUACAUCACAUCGGAUUUUCAAACUGAUCUUGGUAACUCACUGUUCUUAUAUGAGUUUAUACCUGUGUUGCGCUAUUUUAUGGCCAACCCAUUGAUUAAAUACAAACAAUAUUUCGAUGAAAUGAUGAAAUAUUCGCGAAAUAUAUACCAAACGCACGACAAAACAUAUGACAGUAAAAAUUUGCGCGAUUUUUGUGAUAUACUUAUCGCCGCUAAACACGAAUCUAUUGCUGAGGACAAGCAGACAGCGCCUUAUUUUACCGAUGAUAACUUACCGGCGGUUUUAAUUGAAUUGUUUAUGGCGGGCACCGAAACAACGCAUGCAACUUUCCAAUGGUUACUGCUAUUUAUGGCAUAUAAGCCUGAAUAUCAGGAUAAGUUACGCGCAGAGAUUAGCCGUGAGAUCGGCGAUCGGGUGCCAGUGGUUGAGGACAAGUCACGGCUCAACUAUACGCUCGCGUUUAUAUCAGAAAUUUUACGGCACAAAAAUCCUUUCCCGAUCGGUGUAUUUCAUAAGGCAUUAGUUAAUAGCAAAAUAGGUACAGGUGGAUAUCCCGUGGCUCAAAACACCCAGGUAGUAUUGCACCAGCAAGCAAUUAUGAAGGAUGCAAAACACUGGAAAAAUCCAGACAAAUUUCUCGGUCUUGCUAAAGAACUGCUUUUACCAUUUGUUUUGGGCACCGAAUAUACGGCAAGUCAAUGCCAGCGGCGUAUACAGGGCCACUUAGCAACCGUUUCCCAAAUUUUGGCCCUGGUCAGAUUUAUUCAAUUGACCAGUGAUUAUCGCAUUGAACUGCAUAGCGAGCAUGGUGAUCCAACACCAGAUGUACUCGAACCGGACCUUUCACUUUUAUUCAUGGCAUAUAAUCCUGAAUAUCAGGAUAAGUUAAGCGCAGAGAUUAGCCGUGAGAUCGGCGAUCGGGUGCCAGUGGUUGAGGACAAGUCACGGCUUAACUAUACGCUCGCGUUUUUAUUAGAAAUUUUACGACACAAAACUCCUCUACCGAUCGGUGUAUUUCAUAAGGCAUUAGUAGAUAGCAAGAUAGGUGACUAUCCCGUGGCCCAAAACACCCAGGUCGUAUUACACCAGGGGGCAAUUAUGACAGAUUCAAAACACUGGACCAAUCCAGACAAUUUCCAGCCAGAACAAUUUCUUGACGAACAUGGUCAAUUUAUUCAAACAAAACUCGCGGCUUAUAUGCCGUUCAGUUACGGUCGCCGCGUAUGUCCGGGUGAAUCGCUGGCCAUUAAUGACCUGUUUUUGGUUUUGGUUAGAUUUAUGCAAUUAACCAGUCAAUAUCGCAUUGAGCUGCAUAGCGAGCAUGGUGAUCCAACGCCAGAUGUACUCGAACCUGACAUUGUUAAUUUAUGGUUACAAUUUCCCAAACCAUUUGACAUUGUUUUUAAAACAAAUAUUGGAACAUUUAUCAAGACCAUUGGUGCAAGCGCCAUAAUUGGUCUGGUGGUUUACUACAUUGCACGAUUUUACGCUAAACGAUAUAACUACCCACCUGGUCCCAUACCAUUACCACUUAUUGGCAAUGUACUUAUGUUCCGUAAUUACACAACUCAUUUUAAUGAGGUGAUUGUAAAACUGAGCAAGAUCUAUGGCCCGGUGUUUACCCUGUGGAUUGGUCCCUUACCAUUCGUGUUUAUAUGCGAUCUAGAUUUGGCCAGGGAGGCUUUCAAUAAAAGUGAAUUCACGGGUCGGCCAACAUCAGAAUAUGGUCGUAUAUUUAAUAAUGAAAGGCACAGAGAUAUUGUAUUUGAUGAUUAUGGUCAUAGUUGGGAAAGUUUACGCCGUGUAUCACACACCACGAUACGAAAAUACGCCAAAACACAGGCAUUGUCUGAAGUGGUGGCCGAAAAUGUAAGCGAAAUAAUUGACAAAAUAGUCGCCAUCGAAGGCAUCGGUAAACCAUUUCAACCCAAACUUUACGUUUACAAUAUGUUCGCCAAUAUCUUGGGAUCAAUUAUUUUCAGUCAAAAAUUUGACAUUGAGCAAACUGAAUUAAAAAAGUUUAAGUACAUCACAUCGGAUUUUCAAACAGAUCUUGGUAACUCACUAUUUUUAUACGAGUUUAUACCAGUGCUGCGCUAUUUUAUGGCCAAUCCAUUGAUUAAAUACAAGAAAUAUUUUGAUGAAAUGAUGAAUUAUUCGCGAGAUAUAUACCAAACGCACGACAAAACAUAUGACAGUAAAAAUUUGCGCGAUUUUUGUGAUAUACUUAUUGCCGCUAAACACGACUCUAUUGCCGAAGACAAGCAGACGGCACCCUAUUUUACCGAUGAUAACCUAACGGGGGUUUUAAUUGAAUUGUUUAUGGCGGGCACCGAAACAACUCAGACAACUUUCCAAUGGUUACUGCUAUUCAUGGCAUAUAAGCCUGAAUAUCAGGAUAAGUUACGCGCAGAGAUUAGCCGUGAAAUCGGCGAUCGGGUGCCAGUGGUUGAGGACAAGUCACGGCUCAACUAUACGCUGGCGUUUGUAUCAGAAAUUUUACGCCAUAAAAAUCCUCUACCGAUUGGUGUAUUUCAUAAGGCAUUAGUAGAUAGCAAGAUAGGUGGAUAUCCCGUGGCUCAAAACACCCAGGUAGUAUUGCACCAGCAAGCAAUUAUGAACGAUUCAAAAUACUGGAGUAAUCCAGAGAAAUUUGAACCAGAACGAUUUCUUGACGAACAUGGUCAAUUUUUGCAAACAAAACCUGCGGCUUAUAUGCCGUUUAGUUACGGUCGCCGCAUUUGUCCGGGUGAAUCGCUGGCUAUUAAUGAUUUGUUUUUGGUCCUGGUUAGUGAUUAU
This is a messenger RNA of Medioppia subpectinata, 3399 nucleotides long. NCBI's taxonomy places the organism in Eukaryota, Metazoa, Arthropoda, Arachnida, Sarcoptiformes, Oppiidae. The record is from the annotation of a GenBank genome assembly.